AUGAGAUCCAAAUUUAGAAAUGAAUUUGUAUUCCCAAUAUUCCUUUAUUAUGAUGAUGUAGAGUUAGGGAAUCCUAUUGGGUCUCAUUCCGGUAUCAACAAAAUGGGAUGUGUUUACUACACAGUUGCGGGGCUUCUCUCAGAGUACUUAUCUUCACUUGAUAAUAUAUAUCCUGACAUUCUAUUUCACACACAAGAUAGAGGAUAUCAAUCUAUUUCCAAUAAACAUAUGUUUUCAGCCCUUAUUAAAGAAUUAGUAAGUUUGCAAGAAGAAGGAAUUAUGAUUUGA
Molecule: messenger RNA, 288 nt
Organism: Macrosiphum euphorbiae (potato aphid)
Lineage: Eukaryota; Metazoa; Arthropoda; Insecta; Hemiptera; Aphididae
Source: the annotation of a GenBank genome assembly